GAUAAAUGUUGGUGAAGUCUUUUAAGUGUGUUGUUGGGCUGUGAGCAGUGUAUUUGGAAUUGGAAGUAAAUUUUGCUACAAACUCUUCCACCACAAGUGUAUAGCAAAAAUUUUGUGCUAUUUUUGUGGGAUUUUUUGGGAACACAGAAAGAUAUGGGGCUCUCAAACUUUCCAAGUCCAGCUGAGGGAGUACUUCCUGUGCUAGUAAUGAACACAGUUCUGUCAGUGGCUUUCUUGAAGAACAUGGUGAGGUCUUUGCUCCAAGUGACGGGUGCUACUGCUAGUGAUCAAAAUCCUUCAAAUUUAGAGGAAGACCCAGAUGGGUGUGCUCAAAAUGCAAGGGAGAGACGCAUUUCAAUAACCCAGUUCAAGUCUUUGUGCCAAAACAGGUCCAUUAAGCUUGGCAGCACAAGUAAAAUUAGAGGUGGAACUUGUACUAGUAGUAGUAGUAAUGGGUGCACAAUGGAAUGCUGUGUGUGUCUAUGUAGAUUUGAAGCUGAAGAGGAAGUGAGUGAAUUGUCUUGCAAGCAUUUUUUCCACAAAGGUUGCUUAGAGAAGUGGUUCGAUAACAAGCAUACUACAUGCCCUAUUUGUCGCUCUAUGGACUAGAAGAAGAAUUAAUGGCUUUGUUGGAUGGAUACUCUGAAAUUUACAGCUUUAUUUUUUCUCUAUGUACUUUUUCCUUUUGUCAUCUUUUUAUUUUUUUUGAGCAAAAUUAGAGAAAGUUAUGUGACAAUUUUGCUUUCAUUGAAAUAAUUUUGCUUUCCUUGA
Messenger RNA from Quercus robur (English oak), 771 nucleotides. RefSeq names its product probable E3 ubiquitin-protein ligase XERICO. Bases 154 to 609 code for a protein of 151 amino acids. The transcript has a single exon. Gene Ontology annotation, molecular function: zinc ion binding. The record is from RefSeq and is a predicted model, not a curated record. NCBI's taxonomy places the organism in Eukaryota, Viridiplantae, Streptophyta, Magnoliopsida, Fagales, Fagaceae.